UGGUGGGCUGCUCUGAUUUUAAAAGCAGGCUGGCUUUAUCAGGGCAUGGGCACAAGUGAUCUAACACUGCAAAUAAAAUGCUGCUUCUAGCUUCAGCUUUUUUUCUAACACUACUGCAGUGCUCUAAUGCCCAAAAUGAAGCAAGCACUACACCUGCAGACUGUAACACCAUUGAAAGAGAUGCAGGAGUGGCCCUGGAUUUGGUCAACAGACAUCGCAGAGAUGGUUAUGUUUUUGGUUUAUUCCGUGUUGCUGAUGCACAUGAACUACAUUUAGGAAAUUCAACGGUCCUCUACUUAACUUUGGAUGUGCUGGAAACUGAAUGCUCUGUCUUAUCCAGAAGACACUGGGAGUCCUGUGAAUACAGUGACACUUAUCCAAUGGACUUUGGACAAUGUAAGAUUAUCACAUAUACAAACCAUCUGCUGAAGAAACCUCAACUAUAUGGAUUUAAUUGUACAUUAAGUCCAGUUCCAUCUGAUGUAGUAGAAUGCAAAGAUUGUCCUGUGAAACUUGAAGCUUUAGAAGUCACAGAGCAACAUAAAGAUAUUGCUGAAAAGGCCCUGAAGAAAUUCAACAGUGAAGGUAACCACACAAGCAACUUUGCUGUGGAUAAAGUUGAAAGAGUUAUAAAGAUGACUGCCUCCCGUGAAGGUCACAUUUUAGGAUUCUCUGUAAAAGAGACCAACUGUUCCAAAUCUAUGCAGGAAACAGAUCAGGCACUGGAAUGUGAUUUUCUGCAUGACUGGCAUGCUCACACCGGAUUCUGCAAGGCAAGGAUCAUCAGUGAUGCAGAUGAAGCUGAUGGAAUAGAUAUAAACUGUGAAAUCUACCAUCCCUGGCACCAUGGCUGUGGGCGAAGGGGGAAAUAUCCACACAGACAUCCCCAUUAUCAUCAUCAUUUUGGUCACAGACAUCGCCAUAAGCAUCACCACAGACAUGAAUGUCCUCCCUCUUCUCAGUCCAGACCUGAAGACCCUGAGCAUAAUCCCAAAUCCAACAAGGAAGAUCAAGAUGGCAACGAAGAACAUUCUUCUCCCCCUCCUCCCCAUGAUGAACCAGACCACCACCAUCCUACUCCACCUCCUCAGGGAACAGAUCACGACCACCCUCCUCACCACCAUGGACCACCCUGUCCUCCUCCCCACCACCAAGGACCAGAUCACGACCACCCUCCUCACCACCAUGGACCACCUUGUCCUCCUCCCCACCAUCACGACCACCCUUCUCACCACCAUGGUCCCCAUCCUCAUGGCCCAGGUCACCACCAUCCUCCUCACCAUCAUGGACCACGCUGUCCCCCUCCUCCAGGACAUCCUCCUCAUCACUGUCAUCACUAUCACAGACAUCAUCACAACAAGACAAGCAUACCAGGAAAGUAUUUUCCAUGCCAUGUAACAGGAGCUGUCUAUCGCAUCCCAGUUCUAAGCCAGCAGGAUUCUCUCACACCUCCCACUGCAAACUUUCCUGAACUAUCCCAAUGCAACCUUCACUUUUGCAGCAUUGGCUCAGAACUAAAGGAAACGGCAGAAGUUCCAGGCUUUCCAGAUCAUCCUACACAAUCAGAAUCAUGCCCUGGAAAACCUAAAUUUGACCUUCCAAAAAUUUUGCCUUUAUUUCCUCAUAGUCAAUGAAAACAACACAUGGAGAAGUGUGAAAAGCAUUCAGUUUCUAGGAAGGAGAAUCACUGAAAAUAAUCAUUAAGUAUUUCAACUUGCUUCUUCAUCCUGGCUUUCUCAAGCUCCACUGUAACUGAAAGGCUCAAAAUUCUGAGUCCUUCAGAUAAUGGGAAUGGGUAAAAACCUCCCCAGAAAACAAUGCUCCUUCAGUUCUAACAAAAAGGAAAAUUCUAUAAUAGUGCAAAUUAAGAUCUAAAAUCUUUCAUUUUUUCAUCAUUCAUAAUUAUAAUGUACUUCUCCAAAGAAUCUGACCUAGAUGAAAUUUGACUGCUUCCCAUAAAAAGUAAUACAUGACACUGCAUUCAUGCUUUAUACAGAUUUAAAGAAAAUAAA
Ficedula albicollis (Collared flycatcher) is the source of this 2012-nucleotide messenger RNA. RefSeq names its product histidine rich glycoprotein (gene HRG). Lineage: Eukaryota; Metazoa; Chordata; Aves; Passeriformes; Muscicapidae. Gene Ontology annotation, cellular component: endolysosome; extracellular region; blood microparticle. The transcript has 7 exons. Gene Ontology annotation, molecular function: zinc ion binding; heparin binding; serine-type endopeptidase inhibitor activity. Gene Ontology annotation, biological process: heme transport; regulation of platelet activation; negative regulation of endopeptidase activity. The coding region runs from base 78 to 1634 and encodes 518 amino acids. The record is from RefSeq and is a predicted model, not a curated record.